Molecule: messenger RNA, 4493 nt
Organism: Vicugna pacos (alpaca)
Lineage: Eukaryota; Metazoa; Chordata; Mammalia; Artiodactyla; Camelidae
Gene: DHX36
Product: DEAH-box helicase 36
Cellular component (GO): cytoplasm; nucleus; intracellular anatomical structure
Molecular function (GO): ATP binding; DNA helicase activity; G-quadruplex DNA binding
Source: RefSeq, a predicted model, not a curated record
GACGCGCACCCGCUUCCGGGCCCGGUCGCCAUUUCCAUCGGUUGCAGGUUCUCACGGGUUGAAGUCCGCUGGGACAAUGAGCUAUGACUACCAUCAGAACUGGGGCCGCGAUGGCGGGCCCCGCAGCUCCGGCGGGGGUUAUGGAGGAAGCUAUGGAGGGGGCCAUGGAGGAGGCCAUUCGGGGAACCGAGGCUCCGGAGGUGGCGGCGGCGGAGGAGGAGGUGGUCGAGGCGGCCGAGGCCGACAUCCCGGGCACCUGAAAGGCCGCGAAAUCGGCUUGUGGUACGCGAGGAAACAAGGACAGAAAAACAAGGAGGCCGAGAGGCAGGAGAGAGCUGUAGUACAUAUGGAUGAACGUCGAGAAGAGCAGAUCGUGCAGCUGCUACAUUCUGUGCAAGCUAAGAGUGAUAAAGAUUCGGAAGCACAAAUAUCCUGGUUUACUCCUGAAGAUCACGGAUAUGGUACUGAAGCUCCUGCUGAGAAUAGACCAAACUCAGUAAAGAAAAUUGAGGAUCAGGAAAAAAAAUUAAUAAAUCAAGAAAAAAGGCCAUUUAGAAUCAGGGACAAAUAUAUUGACCGCGAUUCUGAAUAUCUUUUGCAAGAAAAUGAACCAGAUGUAACUUUGGACCAACAGUUAUUGGAAGAUUUACAAAAGAAAAAAACUGACCUUCGGUAUAUUGAAAUGCAGCAUUUCAGGGAAAAGCUGCCUUCAUAUGGAAUGCAAAAGGAAUUAGUAAAUAUGAUCAACAACCAUCAGGUAACAGUAAUAAGUGGUGAAACUGGUUGUGGAAAAACCACUCAAGUUACUCAGUUCAUUUUGGAUAACUACAUUGAAAGAGGAAAAGGAUCUGCAUGCAGGAUAGUUUGUACUCAGCCGAGAAGAAUUAGUGCCAUUUCAGUUGCAGAGCGAGUGGCUGCAGAAAGGGCAGAAUCUUGUGGCAAUGGUAAUAGUACGGGAUACCAGAUUCGUCUACAGAGUCGGUUGCCAAGGAAACAAGGUUCUAUCUUAUAUUGUACGACAGGAAUCAUCCUUCAGUGGCUUCAGUCAGACCCGCAUUUGUCCAGUGUUAGUCAUAUCGUGCUUGAUGAAAUCCAUGAGAGAAAUCUACAGUCGGAUGUUUUAAUGACUGUUAUUAAAGAUCUUCUCAGUUAUCGACCUGAUCUGAAGGUAAUACUGAUGAGUGCAACAUUGAAUGCUGAGAAAUUUUCAGAAUACUUUGGAAACUGUCCAAUGAUACACAUACCUGGUUUUACCUUUCCGGUUGUGGAGUAUCUUUUGGAAGAUAUAAUUGAGAAAAUAAGGUAUGUUCCAGAACAAAAAGAACACAGAUCCCAGUUUAAAAGGGGUUUCAUGCAAGGACAUGUAAAUAGACAAGACAAAGAAGAAAAAGAAGCAAUCUAUAAAGAACGCUGGCCAGGUUAUGUGAGAGAACUGCGGAAAAGGUAUUCUGCAAGCACUGUAGAUGUUAUGGAAAUGAUGGAUGAUGAUAAAGUUGAUCUGAAUUUGAUUGCUGCCCUUAUUCGAUAUAUUGUUUUGCAAGAAGAGGAUGGUGCAAUACUGGUCUUUCUACCAGGCUGGGACAAUAUCAGCACUUUACAUGAUCUCUUGAUGUCACAAGUGAUGUUUAAAUCAGAUAGAUUCCUUAUUAUACCUUUACAUUCACUGAUGCCUACAGUUAACCAGACACAGGUUUUUAAAAGAACCCCUCCUGGUGUUCGGAAAAUAGUCAUUGCUACCAAUAUUGCAGAGACCAGCAUUACCAUAGAUGAUGUAGUUUAUGUGAUAGACGGAGGAAAAAUCAAGGAGACACACUUUGACACACAGAACAACAUCAGUACAAUGUCUGCUGAGUGGGUUAGUAAAGCUAAUGCCAAGCAAAGGAAAGGUCGAGCUGGAAGAGUUCAACCUGGUCAUUGCUAUCAUCUGUAUAAUGGUCUUAGAGCCAGCCUUCUAGAUGACUAUCAGCUGCCGGAAAUUUUGAGAACACCUUUGGAAGAACUUUGUUUACAAAUAAAGAUUUUAAGGCUUGGUGGGAUUGCUUACUUUCUGAGUAGGCUAAUGGAUCCACCAUCAGACGAAGCAGUGUCACUCUCCAUAAAUCAUCUGAUGGAACUGAAUGCUCUGGAUAAACAGGAAGAAUUGACACCUCUUGGAGUCCACUUAGCACGAUUACCAGUUGAGCCACACAUUGGGAAAAUGAUUCUUUUCGGAGCUCUGUUCUGUUGCUUAGACCCGGUACUCACCAUUGCUGCUAGUCUCAGCUUCAAAGAUCCUUUUGUGAUUCCAUUGGGAAAAGAAAAAGUUGCAGAUGCAAGAAGAAAGGAAUUGGCAAAGGAUACUAAAAGUGACCACCUGACAGUCGUGAAUGCAUUUGAGGGCUGGGAAGAAGCUAGACAACGUGGUUUCAGAUAUGAAAAAGACUAUUGCUGGGAAUAUUUUCUGUCUUCAAACACACUGCAGAUGCUGCAUAACAUGAAAGGGCAGUUUGCUGAGCAUCUUCUUGGAGCUGGAUUUGUAAGCAGUAGAAAUCCUAAAGAUCCAAAAUCUAAUAUAAAUUCAGAUAAUGAGAAGAUAAUUAAAGCUGUCAUCUGUGCUGGUUUAUAUCCCAAAGUUGCUAAAAUCCGACUAAAUCUGGGUAAAAAAAGAAAAAUGGUAAAGGUUUACACAAAAACCGACGGACUAGUUGCUAUUCAUCCUAAAUCUGUUAAUGUGGAGCAAACGGAGUUUCACUACAACUGGCUUAUCUAUCACCUGAAGAUGAGAACAAGCAGUAUAUACUUGUACGACUGCACAGAAGUCUCCCCAUACUGUCUCUUGUUCUUUGGAGGUGAUAUUUCCAUCCAGAAGGAUAACGAUCAGGAAACUAUUGCUGUUGACGAAUGGAUUAUCUUUCAGUCUCCAGCAAGAAUUGCCCAUCUUGUUAAGGAAUUAAGAAAGGAACUCGAUAUCCUUCUGCAACAGAAGAUUGAAAGUCCCCACCCUGUAGACUGGAAGGACACUAAAUCCAGAGACUGCGCGGUGCUCUCAGCCAUCAUAGACUUGAUCAAAACGCAGGAAAAAGCGACUCCUAGGAACUUGCCUCCACGCUUCCAGGAGGGAUACUACAGCUGACGGCUUUCCUGUGGUGGCCUGAAAACCCAGUUUGACGGCCAUUUUUCCAUCUUGGUUUGCCUUUUGGCUAGAUGCCAAACCCUGGGACAUGCAUUCUCAUGUGUAAGGUAGAAACUUUCAGUAGGUAGUAAAGACUUAAUGUGCAUGAGUUAACAGUGUUAUCUGUAGCUAUUAUAAAUAUGCCAUAAAAAACAAUACAUUCUCUGAUCAUAUGCUCUAUAGUGGUCAUGUCCACAUUUUGAGAGUACUUCUCAUAUAUUUUGAAUGUUGUACCAUUUGAGAAAUGCCUUUGUUCUGUUAUAAAAAAUUGAUCUUUCUACCCAUAAUGCCUGAGUAUAGAACCAGUAAAAAGAAUGGUUAUCCAAAAAGCAGUGUCAAAUCAGAAUUUGACCACAUCUACAUUUUUUAAUGAAACUUCAAUCAGAAGAAAAUUAAUUUGUUGUAAUAAAGCCCAGUAUUUAAUAAAAUGUACAGUGUGUAAAUCUCAGCUAGUUUUUUAGCUUGGUUUCUGCAUCUCCACCUAUCCCUUAGUUUAUUUGAUUUUUGUUUUUAUCUUUUUAGAAUAUAUUUGUGCUCCUUUUACAUCACCCUGUGCAGUGUAAAAUAGCACUUGAGAGCAUGGGUCUGGAGCCUAGUGACUACCUAAGUUCACAUUUUAGCUCUGUCACUUAGAUGUCUUAGGCAAAUUAUUUGGCUUCUCUUUUCCUCCUCUGUAAAAUACAAGUAACAAUUGUGAGGAUUGAAUAUAUUAACAUAUGUAAAGUUGCAUGGACUAGUGUCUGGCAUGUAUUGUGUACUCAACAAAUUGAAAUUAUUACUGGCUUCUGGAAUUUUUUUUUAAUAACAGUCCAUUAUGUUACACUUUUUCCCCCAUGCUCUAAGUGCUGUUUUACCCUCUCAGCCAGUGGAAGCUAGUGUGACACAGACUGUAUGUUUUCAGCCGUCUGUGUUAGAUUUUGACAGAUACUGUUGGUGCUGUACAACAGCCACUUUGUCCCUCUCUUCCUGCUUGCUUGUUCAUGUGUCCCCUCUCUGUGCGGCCUUGUGCUCAGCGAUGUGGACCCUCUUCCCCAAGUGUGAAACGAAUUGUUCUGAGCCAGUCACGCAUGGUCUUACUCCCCUUAAAAGUAGCUGAUGAGGCAUGAAUAUGUGAACCUGUCCUGGCCAGUGGUGGCUGAGAAGAGCUCUGCAAAGGGCCUCUGAGAAAGAUUUUCCUCACUGAUAGAGAAACUUGGAGGAGGAAACGCUGCGCUCCUCCUUUGGACACUGUCUUGUCUGAAUCUGGCACUUGGAGCUGUUGCAGGCAACUGAGGAUCACGAGGUUGGCCCAGUGAGCAGGUCUGAGAAAAGCUGUACAAGUUGUAGUCCUCGGACAACUGCA